ACUGAGCAUUUGAUCCCUCGAUUCUCCUAGUCCACAUGGCCAUUCUGCCACUUUCUAAAGAGCCCUUUCGCUAUGAGGUCUCCAGACGUUCACAGUUCCGGCUCAUUCCCCGCUAAUGUGCUCUAGAAACAAAACCAAGAACCCUGGUUCCUUUUGCGAAAAGCAGAUCUCCAACCUGGCCAGCCCCUCCCAUCGCUCUCCAGAACCGGGGAGUAAUUGUUGCCUUGGCCAGACUCAGCGCAGCCAUUCUUGAUGACACAGAAACUUGCUCAAAAAGCAACUGUAUAAGCGGGUUUCAAUAUGGGGGUUCUCUUUAAGAGUGACACCAGUGGCCCCAUUGCCCUCCUUCCGGCUCCAAACAUCGCGGAGCCGCUCCAAACCCGGAAACAUUACCAAGACCCCUAGAUUAACUAGCCACUUUCGCAAACCCCAUAACCCGCCGUAAAGACGUCCCGGAAACCUUCUCAAAUCCCGCCCGGUCCCGUUUCUUCUUCUCGAAUGAUGAUACUACCGGUACACUCCAUCCUCCGUGCCAUACCAUCCUCCCCUUAAGAGUCUCUGCCUCGCUGGCUGCCGUUUACCUACAUCUGCUCUCAUCAUCUACCAUACAGUCCGCCGACUUCUUUUUACGUUGUUCUUCACAUUAUCCUCGGUCCAUCUCGCAAGAUCUAGCAUUCUUUGCUCCCGGGAAGCUCAUGACCUCGAUGUUGUACUGAGACCGGCACUUCAACGGCACUUAUAAUUACAUUCACCAUCUCAACCACAUGCACACACGCAUCUCUUUCGAAGUAGAUUACCUCCAGAAAACCGAAGUAUCAAGACGGCGCUGAGCGCUGUCGAAAGAUACAACCCGACCCUCGGUCGACUCUCACAUCUGGUCUUCUCACAGCACCUCCAAGAACACCAUGGAUUCUCAACUCAAAUCUCAAGUGGCGGCCCGCCACAUCCAGAACUUGAGCGAUGCCACUACGAUAGAGCCUCACUGGGGCUACGUGGAUCGGGCCCUUCCAUGUACCAACGACGCCGGGUCCUGCGCCUAUCUGGAUGUUGUCUACGCCUCUCAUGAUUUGGGCAUGCUAUACGUUGGUAUUUUGUGGGCGGUUAUUGGCGCCAUCUUAUUGUUAUGGGCCGUUGGUCGACGGUCAUUGCCGUCUCUCUCCGAGGAGGAUGUCCUUCGAGCUGCUCUCCUCGAGGAUACAAGAGCAAGCAAGAGCUUUCUCAACCGCCUUCGUCAGACUGCCUCGUCCGCAAUCAACCGAUACCUCCUCCCCGACUGCGUCCGUCCCAUCUUCGGUAGAACAACCCGCCUGCAGGUACUGAUCUUGGCCGUUUUGUCCGGUUAUCUCUUGAUCUUCUCCUUUGUUGGUAUCGUCUACAACACAUGGAUCACCCCCGUCAAGAAGAUGCCAGGCGUCUACAAUACGAGAGUCAGUCUCGGUCCCUGGUCUGAUCGUAUCGGAACACUUGCCUACGCCCUUACACCUUUGUCUGUCCUCUUCUCGACACGAGAGUCAAUCCUCUCCCUUCUCACCGGCAUCCCCUAUCAAAACUUCAACUUUCUUCACCGCUGGGUUGGCUACAUUAUCGUUGUCCAGUCCAGUCUGCAUACCGUCGGCUGGCUUGUGAUCGAGGUCCGUCUAUAUCAGCCUCAGCCCACGGUGGCCAACGAAUGGAUCUCCCAGCUCUACAUGAUAUGGGGCUGCAUCGCCUUGUUCUUCCUCAUGGCCCUAUAUAUCCUCAGCUUGCCCCCGGUCAUUCGUCUGACCGGCUACGAAUUCUUUCGCAAGUCGCACUACGUGCUUGCCAUGUUAUACAUUGGCGCUUGCAUUGGUCACUGGAAGAACCUGGAGUGUUUCAUGAUUCCAGCUCUUGUCAUCUGGUUCAUGGACCGCUUCGCCCGUGGUGUAAGAACUGCGCUGAUGCAUCACAACUUCAUUGAAGGCAAGGGCAUGGGCUUCUCUGCUGCGCAGGCGGCUAUGACAGUAUUCCCCGAUCCUGAGAAUGGCGACGUUGUCCGACUCGACUUCAGUCACCCCCACGAUGCCUGGAAGAUUGGCCAGCACUUCUACUUGUGCUUCAGCGAGAGUAGCAUCUGGCAAUCACAUCCCUUCACGCCCCUCAACGCCCCUGUUACUGUGAGCGGGAAAACAAAACAUUCCUACAUUUUCCGCGCCAAGGGUGGUGAGACGAAGAAGGUUGCUCAGAUUGCUGCACGCAAGCUCGCUGCCGGUCCUGUUGAAAAGGCUAACGCCGGCCCAACUACUCCCGUUGUCUUGACUGGACCUUACGGCGACCCAAUUCUGAGAAAUAUCACCUCGGACGUCAAUAUUCUGUGCGUUGCUGGUGGUACCGGUAUCACCUACGUUCUCCCUGUUUUGAUGAGUCUGAAGAAGCACUCUGGGGCAUCUCGAAAGCUCGAAUUAGUCUGGGUUGUGAGACAUACAAACGACGUAGCUUGGGUGCAACCCGAGCUUGAUGCUUUGGAAGCUGAGCAAGGCCCGAAGGUGGUGGUUCGUAUCUUUGCCACACGCGACUCCGGCAAUGCCUCCUCUCGCUCCGGAGAUACCGGGGACAUCUCAGAGUCGGAAUCUUCGUCUGAUACUGGCAAUAGUUCGGGUGAGAAGCAAGUGCAGGUAUCAGCUCGGGCGAUAGACCAGUCAGGCGUCAACAACACCCGCCGCCAUCCCGAACUGGCAACAGUUGUCCGAGAAUUUGUCGAUGCCACCGUCGAUGGGCGAACGGCGGUGUUUGCAAGUGGCCCUGGCGGACUGAUGUCCGACAUGCGACAGGCGGUGGCCCAGUGCAACUCGGUGGGCAAGGUAUGGAGUGGCGAAGAGCGGUAUAACGUGUCACUCAUCCAUGACGAGCGUAUGGAGCGAUGAUCACAACAUAAAAGCCGAGUACGAGGCCGAGGUUAUUGUUGAUUUUGGUUUGAAAUGCAUUUGAAGCCUUAUGAGUUACUAUAUACCCUAGAUAGGCUGUUUCCCAGCUUUUACCCAAAUACAUAAACAUUUAUCAUAAUACUACUACACGUUAAAAUACUAGUAAAAUAGUUAGAAAAGGUCGUAGAUUCUAUAAAAUGCC
This is a messenger RNA of Colletotrichum scovillei, 3084 nucleotides long. Its product is annotated as ferric reductase like transmembrane component. Gene Ontology annotation, molecular function: ferric-chelate reductase activity. The record is from RefSeq and is a predicted model, not a curated record. Gene Ontology annotation, cellular component: plasma membrane. The transcript has a single exon. Lineage: Eukaryota; Fungi; Ascomycota; Sordariomycetes; Glomerellales; Glomerellaceae. Gene Ontology annotation, biological process: intracellular iron ion homeostasis; iron ion transport; copper ion import. Bases 906 to 2882 code for a protein of 658 amino acids.